Messenger RNA from Melanaphis sacchari, 3376 nucleotides. It is a transcript of the gene Dpp10, whose product is annotated as venom dipeptidyl peptidase 4. Gene Ontology annotation, biological process: proteolysis. Lineage: Eukaryota; Metazoa; Arthropoda; Insecta; Hemiptera; Aphididae. Bases 536 to 3181 code for a protein of 881 amino acids. The transcript is spliced from 19 exons. Gene Ontology annotation, molecular function: serine-type peptidase activity; dipeptidyl-peptidase activity. The record is from RefSeq and is a predicted model, not a curated record.
GACAAUAUAUUUUGUCGACCGUACAUGAAGAUUUGCUGCCGCACCGCCGUAUGCCAAUUUAUUCAUAAAUUUGUAUACCUGCUUACCGCGGUCGGUUACCGUUCUCGCCAUCCGGACCGUAGUCAUUACGAUAUACUAGGUACUGCACGCUCCCGCGUCAAUUGAGUCGCAUACCGCGGUAACCCGCCGCCGCCGCCGUGUACAACGUGUGCGGAGAAAAUUUUUUAACCGUCAAAACUUACUUCCGAUCACUUUAAUUGCGUCGCGGUCGUCGAAUCGACGCGAAAAUUACACCGACAACAACGUCGUGACGCGUCCGUUCGUCUCGGAAAAUUUAUAAUUAUUAUUACACACACACUAUUUAGUAUUUUUUAAUUGUUCGUUUUUUUCAACAGUUAUUUUAGCGAUUUACUUAAACCUUUUCUUAUCACAAUAGCCACCGGCGUACGCGAAUGUAGUUUAGCGUAUUCGACGCGGCGUAGUUUAAUUAUAAGUAUGUACACCGAGGAUAAAGUCCAUCAUAUUCACUAAUACCAUGAGUAAUAUCGAUAAAACCAUUCAUUCUGAAGAAAAUAUCAUCAAUGAUCCGGCACCAGCACCUGCAGCGGUAAAUCCAGUUGCUGAAUGUGAAAUGGACGCACUGCUUCUUGGAAGAAUCGGGGAAUUGGUCGUAAUCACGCCAAAUGAGCGAAACUGGCGUGGUAUUCUUAUCGCGCUUCUGGUCAUUGUAGCCGUUUUGGGCUUGAUAGUAUUCUUUAUCGUUCUGCUGUCACCGCCAUACAAAGGUCCAAGAAAUCUCGGAAGCAAGUUUACAGUUGAUCAAAUUGCCGGAGAGACAUUCAAAGCGCCUUCAUUUAAUGGCUCAUGGAUAUCAAGCGUAGAGCUGGUGAUUCGAGAUGCACAAGGUGGCGUCAGCGUAUACAAUGUUGAAACAAACAAACACAGGGUACUCCUCACGAGCUCGUCUUUUAAACGAGUGAACGCGAAUAAAUUUCAAAUUUCCAGCGAUCAAAAUUACGUGCUGCUAGUAUCGGAUGAGAAAAAAAUUUACACAAACACGCGGGAGGCCAAGUAUCAUGUUUUUGAAGUGUCAACCCAAAAUGGCGUACCUCUUAUGAUUGCCUCUAAAACAAUCGAUGAUGGUGAGCAGAUUUACAUACAAAAAGCGCAAUGGUCACCAUUAGGUAGUGGACUGGUGUUCGUACACAAAAACGAUUUGUAUUACAAAAUCCACGGGAACCGGCACAGCAGAGUUCUCAGGAUCACAGACACGGGUUCGUCAACCGUGUUCAAUGGUAUACCAGAUUGGCUGUAUCAGGAAGAAAUUUUCAAAUCUGAUAAGGCGUUUUGGUUUUCACCAUCCGGACGGUAUUUAGUGUAUGUGACGUUUAAUGAUUCAUUGGUCGGCGAAUACAAAUAUCCAGUAUAUAACACUAGAUUCCAGUAUCCGUAUUACCAGUCUCUACGAUAUCCCAAGGCGGGAACACCGAAUCCAACGGUUACUGUGUGGUUGAGAGAUCUGAAAAAUGAUAGUUUGUCGAACGUUACGCUAUUGCAAAAACCACAAACCUUACAAACGGAAAGUGAACCUUAUUUAAUGCAUGUCAAGUGGGCAAAUGAAAGGCAUAUCGGAGUAGUUUGGAUGAAUAGAAAGCAGACGACAAUGGUGAUAUCUAUUUGCUCUGAGCCCAACUGGCAGUGUCAAGACUCUUACGUUGAAAAAAUUGCUGAUGGAAAAGGGUGGUUGGAAAACACAGAAAUCGUGUUCAAUGAAGAUGGCACUAGUUACUUGGCAAUACUACCUGUACUUGAUGGUCCACGUGGCACAUAUCCACACAUCUGUAUUGUAGAUAUAUCUACAAAAAUCGUACUCCCGUUGACGAGUGGAAGUUUUUGCGUCGUUCGAAUUGUCCAGUGGGACCAGACGAACCAACUUAUAUACUUUGAAGCGAUACCAGAAGGAAAACCAUCACAACGGCAUUUAUACAAAGUAUCUGAUAAUGUUAACAGCACAACAGGUUGGGAAUGUUUGACAUGUCCUCCGAAUGGACCGCAAAAAAAUACUUCCAAAAUGGAUAAUUCUAUGAGUUCAGAUAUCAGUGAUUCAUUCCGGUUGAGUCUGAAAGGGCUAGAGUCAUCAAAACUACCACAAGAUUCAUGGCCAGUGAGGACCAACUCAUGUUUAUAUGUCCGAUCUCAUUUCUGUCAGUACCCGAAUUCUAAAUACUACGUUUUAGAAUGUUUAGGUCCUUUAGUACCCAAAGUUAUAUUAAUGAAUCUGCAGAUAAAUCAAAAAGUAAUGAUAUUAAACAAUUACACAACACUUGCGACUAAAUAUUCUACAAUGGCUAAACCUAACAUACAAAUAAUGCAGGUGGAAGUCGAGAACGGAUUCAUCGCUCAAACCAAAUUGAUGCUGCCCCCUGCAUUUAAAGAAUAUGACGAAACCGCAUUCCCGUUUAUUUUAUACAUAAAAGGCAAACCUGGCACUCAGUCGGUGACCGAAGAGUGGUCUGUGGAUUGGGCCACAUACUUGUGUAGCAACAAAAAUAUUAUCAUCGCCAUAAUCGAUGGUCGUGGAACACUAGGCCAAGGUGAUAGAUCCAGAACGUCCAUUUACUAUAAAAUGGGAAUCACUGACAUCCAAGAUCAGCUUUCAGUUUUAUUGUAUCUUAAAGACACGCUGAAGUUUAUAGACAAAGAUCGUAUUGGAAUUUGGGGCAAAGGAUACGGUGGAUAUGCCACUGGAAUGAUCUUAGCCAAACGUCCAGAAGUAUUUCGAUGCGGAAUUGCGACGUCGCCAAUUACAAAUUGGGCACAUUUUGAUUCGGCUUGGACUGAAAAGUUGAUGGGCACCCCAAAUGUGACAGACAAUUAUCGUGGAUACGAAGACUCGGAUUUAAGCAAAAAAGCAAUUACAUUGGAUAAAAAACUGUUAAUGUUAAUCCAUGGCAGUGCAGAUGAAACGGUUCAUUAUCAGCAUAGCAUGAUGCUGAUUAGGGCAUUAACAGAAAAGGGAAUAUUAUUCAGACACCAAACGUAUCCAGACGAAGGACACACUUUUGAUGGAUCAACUAAACAUUUAUUCCAUGCUAUGGAACAUUUUUGGGACGAAUGUUUUGGGCCAUUGGAUUUUGAUGAUUGGGACGAGAGCUUGAAUUUUUUUGCUUUUACGCAGUAAUACAAAAUACAAACCAGUUUAAUCAGUUAUAUAUUUAUGAUUGGAAGGUAUCAGUUUGUAAUCCUAAAGAGUUAUUUAUAUUCCUACAUAAUUUCUUGAACUUACACAGAAAAUAAAAAACUUAAAUAUUGUUGAUUUUAUUAUUAUUAUUAUUAUUAUUUUUUUUUUUUUUAAUGAACAUUUGUUAUAUGUUGA